Messenger RNA from Apiotrichum porosum, 1398 nucleotides. RefSeq lists its product as uncharacterized. Lineage: Eukaryota; Fungi; Basidiomycota; Tremellomycetes; Trichosporonales; Trichosporonaceae. The record is from RefSeq and is a predicted model, not a curated record. Bases 1 to 1398 code for a protein of 465 amino acids. Gene Ontology annotation, molecular function: protein binding. The transcript is spliced from 4 exons.
AUGCCCGCUGCGCCGCCUCUCGCGUUCGCGACGCUCGCAGAGCCCCUCCCCUCCAAGCCGUACAUUGUCGGCAUCACGCCCACGUCGCUGUCCAACCACCUGGUCCUGCAGCACGCGGCCCCCGAGCUCACUCUGGCCGACAACCAGACUCUCAAGGCCGUCGACCAACUCAAGGGCGUCCACACCCAGCCCAUUACCGGCGUCGUUUGUGAGGCUGGCAGCAUCUGGUCGUCUUCCAAGGAUGCUACUAUUGUGCGCUGGGACGAGCGUUCUCGCCGCCCAGCUACGACCGUUAAGGCGUUCGUCCGUAAGGCCCUCCCGGUCACAGCCCUCGCCGUGAGCGACUCGGACCACCUCGUGAUCGGUGGUACCGAACUCGUCAGCUCUGAAGCUCACAUUCUCUUUUGGGACACGCGCAACCCGAACCAGCCGGCUUACAAGCACGCCUCGACGCACGCCGACGACAUUACCCACCUCUCCCUCCUCCCGCCCACGCAGUCAUGGCAGGCCUCUGCUCCAGGCCACAAGCUUCCCUCCCGCCUCCUCCUCUCGGCAUCGACCGACGGCUGCGUCGCGCUCUCGGACCUCCGCGAGACGGACGAGGACGAGGCCCUCCAGUGCGCUGAGAACUGGAACCAGUCCGUCGCGGCCGCAGGCGCGUACGAGCACAAGGGGCGUAUGGGCAUUUGGGCCCGCAGCGACAUGGACAACAUGGCCAUGUGGGGUGUGGGCAUUAGCGACGACUCGGAGGGUGAGCUCGAGUUUAACAACCUCCAAGAGGUCCAGUCGGCCCAGUUCAAGUUUAAGGACUUCAACACCCCGCAGGAGGGGCCCAGCGUUGUCAACCCCGUCGGAACGGAGAAGCCAUACCCUGCCCAGCUCAAGACAGAGUACCUCAUCGACGUGUGCCCCUCGCUCGGUGUCGGCAAGUCGUUUGCCCCCAUGGUCGGCGUGGGCACCAACGACGGCAACAUUGUCCUCCAGCACUCGGCCGGUGCGGGCGAGUACGCGCCCUCGGCAUUCUUCGUGUCUGGGCCCGGCGCUCGCGGCCACAAGGACGUCGUGCGGUGCAUGUAUCACGCGCAGCGCGACGAGGCCCUGUACACCGGCAGCGAGGACGGUGUGCUUGCCGGCUGGUCCCUGUCUUCCCUGCCGCGUUUGGUUGUUGGUGACCCGGCCAUUGACGAUGAUGGAGGCGAUGGCCGUGAGGAUAUCGACAGCGACAAUUCCGACGACGAGGAGAGCGAGAUUGAGACGGAGGAGAGCGACAGGAGCGACAACGACGAGGACGACAUGGACGUCGACGAGGGACCCCGCUCGGGACCUGUCCUUGGCGGUGGCCGUGCAAAGGAGGAGAGGAAGGACAAGCGUAAGGGCAAGCGCCAUGCGCCGUACUAG